AGAUUAAUUAUUGACCGAGACGUCCUUCUUCUACUCUGAUUGGUGGCGGAAAAAAGCAGAAUUGCCAAAGAGAAGAGAAAACCACUCUCAUUAAGGAAUUUAUGGGCCCCCUACCCCUAAAGUAAAAGUAAAGGUGAUAUCCAGGAAAUCACCUCCUUCGUAACAGACCUCAUAAAAUGCAGUAGCAAACUUCUCCAUCCCACUACACAACACAAGCAAUGCCUUUUGCUGCUAGAGAAGAAAUGUCAUCAUCUACAGUGGUAGAGUCCGUGCCUAAGCUGAAUCUCCUCAAAAUAUCCAAACACCAUCGCCAACAAGCUGAAGAAGACGACCAAGAAUCAUCUCCGGCGACGGCUCAUGACGCCCCCAUCGUUUCCCCCUACAACGCCCGGAUCCGGCCGCUGCUGGACACCGUAGACAAGCUGCGCCACCUCAAGAUCAUGCAGGAAGGCAUCCAGCUCCCCACCAUCGUCGUCGUCGGCGACCAGUCCUCCGGCAAAUCCAGCGUCCUCGAGUCCCUCGCCGGCAUCCGCCUCCCCCGCGGCGACGGUAUCUGCACCAGAGUCCCUCUCAUCAUGAGGCUCAAGAAUCACCCGAGCCCCGAGCCCCAGCUCUCCCUCGAAUUCAACGGCAAAACCGUUCAAACCGACGAAGCCAACGUCGUCGACGAGAUCAUGUACACCACUCAGGAAAUCGCCGGCAAAGGGAAGGGGAUCUCCAACACCCCCUUGACUCUCGUCGUCAAGAAGAAAGGCGUCCCCGACCUCACCAUGAUCGAUCUCCCAGGAAUCACUAGGGUUCCGGUCAAGGGCCAGCCGGAGGAUAUCUCCGAACAGAUCUCCAACAUCAUAAUGAAGUACAUUACGCCGGAGGAGAGCAUAAUUUUAAACGUUCUAUCCGCCGGCGUCGAUUUCCCGACGUGUGAGUCGAUUCGGAUGUCGCAAAAAGUGGACAAAACAGGGGAGAGGACUCUCGCCGUUGUCACGAAAGCUGAUAAGUCGCCGGAGGGGCUGCUCGAGAAGAUCGUCGCAGAUGAUGUCAACAUCGGCCUCGGCUACGUCUGCGUCAGAAACCGCAUUGGCGACGAAACUUAUGAAGAAGCUCGGGAUGAAGAAGCCAACCUCUUCGACAAUAAUCCCCUGCUUUCGAGGAUUGAUAAGUCCAUUGUUGGGAUUCCUGCUUUGGCAGAGAGGUUGACGACUAUUCAGGCCAACAUUAUCGUCAAAUGCUUGCCUGAGAUCGUGCGCAAGAUCAACGAGAAGCUCUCGGCCAACGUGGAGGAGUUGAAUAAAAUGCCCAAGCAUCUGAGCUCCAUCGCUGAAGCAAUGACUUCGUUCAUGAACAUUCUCGGCUCCGCGAGGGAAUCCUUGAGGAAGAUCUUGUUGCAGGGCGAGUUUGAUGAGUUUUCAUCAAAUGAUGAUAUGCACGCUACUGCAAGACUAGCUGAAAUGCUCAACAAAUACUCAGACGAGCUGCGCUCUGCAAAAUCCGGCAACGAUUCCGAGGAGAAUUUCUUGGUUGAUGAAAUUAGGGCUUUAGAGGAGAGCCGAUCAGUCGGCCUCCCCAAUUUCAUCCCCAAAUCCGCAUUCCGCACUCUGCUAUCGAGGAAAGUGAAGGAGAUUUCUUCGACGCCGUUUGACUGCGCGGAGAAGAUAUGGAGCUACAUACAGACCGUGGUGGUCGCAGUGCUGCUGCAGCACUGCGACAACUACCCGCAGCUCAUCUCGUGCACGAGGCGAGCCGCGCAGAAUCUCAUCUCGAGGAAGAAGCAGCAGUCGGUUGAUUGGAUAAGCGACCUCGUGGAGAUGGAGAAGCUGACGGACUACACGUGCAACCCGGAAUACACGGCCUCGUGGAACAAGCUGAUGGCGGAGCAGGGCGGUUUCAUGGAGAGGAUUCGCGGGAAUUUUUUUCCUUUGGCGAGCAUUAGCAGAUACGGAGAAGUGAAGAUUGCGCAUCUGCGGGGGCUGAACUCGGACGUGGUGCAGGCGGCGUAUGAUCUGAAGAUGAGGAUGGCGGCGUAUUGGGACGUGGUGACGAGGAGGAUGGUGGAUAACAUGGUGCUGCACUUGCUCUUCAGCGUGCAGAAGCUGGUGAAUAGGGAGAUGCAGAAGGAGAUCAUCGAUGAGCUGAUGGGGCCGCAGGGGAAUGGGCUGGAGAGGAUGCUGGAGGAGCUGCCGUCGGUGUCGGAGAAGAGGAAGAAGCUGCACAGCAGCAUCGGCUUGCUCAAGCAGUCCAAGGAUAUCGUUGCUGGUAUCAUGGAUCGGAUUUCUGUCGAUUUUGAUUGACUCAGUCUGUGUGGAGAUGUAAUGAACCUUAAUCAUGCAUCGUUUCACUAUUAUGUUAAAUAAGAAUGCUUAUUGUGAUUUUGAAUUUACGAUUUAUAAGAAGGCUUAUUUGAGCGAA
Salvia miltiorrhiza (redroot sage) is the source of this 2406-nucleotide messenger RNA. Its product is annotated as dynamin-related protein 4C-like. The transcript has a single exon. Gene Ontology annotation, cellular component: cytoplasm; membrane; microtubule. Gene Ontology annotation, molecular function: GTP binding; GTPase activity; microtubule binding. Lineage: Eukaryota; Viridiplantae; Streptophyta; Magnoliopsida; Lamiales; Lamiaceae. Bases 219 to 2288 code for a protein of 689 amino acids. The record is from RefSeq and is a predicted model, not a curated record.